Molecule: messenger RNA, 773 nt
Organism: Trichoderma asperellum CBS 433.97
Lineage: Eukaryota; Fungi; Ascomycota; Sordariomycetes; Hypocreales; Hypocreaceae
Biological process (GO): proteasome assembly
Source: RefSeq, a predicted model, not a curated record
GGGGGAUACACAACAAAAGUUAAGAAUGGCGACGCUAGAUAUAAGAGAGGAACCCUUCCCAGCUCGGAGUCGAUCCGCUUCUGGGCUGGUCAAUGGAGUUCCUACAGAAGUCACUCUACUAGAAUUCUCGGACAAGGUUAUGAUUACAGUCAGCCAAGAAGGGCGACUAGCUCAAUGGAUUCAAGUCCCUAUGAUGGGAACCUCCGCUGGCAUCGUUGACAUGGCCCUGCCAAGCGGCAAGCAUGGAUUGCUCCCUUCGACUCAUCUCGCACCAAAGACACUGCUGGGUGGAGGCGGCGACAGUAGAGAAACGCUUGGACAGCUUUAUGCCUCGCAGAUUGCAAGCCACAUAUCCCUACGGUCACCGGAAGAGAGACGGACGCUAGUCUUCGGAUUUGGGCUGGCAAAGGCUGAAAAGGAACAGGAGGCUUUCUUUGAUCUCUUUGAGCUGGCUCUCAAAGUGCUUUGAUCGAUAAAGCUGAUAAUGCUGUAUGAACGGAAUGCACAGUUGCUACACCUUUAGAGACCUUGAUUAUGAGAAAAACCUCUGGUAUCUUUAUCGCGCAUUAUUCCCAGCUACUGAGUUCCUCAUCGUCAUGGCCAGCUGUAUAGGCACGCUUGCAUUUGAUAUGUAACCAGAUGACUUGACAGACUGAUACCAUGAAAGGAAGACCGAAGACCAUAAGAUAUGCCUUAAAAAAGAAGAAGGAGAAUCUGUUGAUGUAUGGUUACAGCUCAAAGAAUCUCAGGGACAAAUGCUGAUUGAAGGAAGC